Molecule: messenger RNA, 2215 nt
Organism: Pundamilia nyererei
Lineage: Eukaryota; Metazoa; Chordata; Actinopteri; Cichliformes; Cichlidae
Gene: ctxn2
Product: cortexin 2
Exons: 2
Coding region: 483-728 (81 amino acids)
Source: RefSeq, a predicted model, not a curated record
UGGUGCUGCUGAGGUUGGGGUGGGAGGGAAUGUUGUGAAUGACUGAGGCAGCAGAGCAGCUGAGUGAGACUAACAAGUGGUUGCCAUGCAGCAGGAGCAAGCGCGCGUGCUUCUGGAGAGAGAGCUAGAGAAACAGAAUGAUAAUGAGCAGCGGGCGGCAAGUAAAGGAGCAUGAGGACAGGAGCUCUAUCUCUCAGAAUAGACAUAUAAUAGCUAGAUCCAGCCUUCCGCUUCCCUUCCUCUGUUUUAAUCUCUUCACCUCUGGCUUUUUGGUUAGAUGAGCAGUUAGCCUAGCACAUCCAGAAUGCCAGGAAUGGAUGAAUUAAUGGAUAUACAUCUGAAGGCUUCAAGAAGGAGGAGUUGUUCGGAAGAGACAGCAGCAACAGGUCUGUAAGGAUGGCACGAUAAUGAUGGUAACAUGCAGGCUUCUAAACGCCUGACCCUAUCAGAGGAGAGAUGAGGCACCUAGAUGUUGGUUUACCAUGAGCAGCGUCCACUACAACCACUCCCUUGCUGCCAUGAGCGGAAACGACAUGAUGGCGCACUCUCUGACUCUGGAGCAGAAGACAGCCUUUGCCUUUGUGGGGAUGCUACUUGUGUUUUUGGGGCUGCUAAUAGUAAGGUGUUUCAGGAUCCUGCUGGACCCCUACAGCAGUAUGCCCUCCUCCAACUGGGCUGAUGGCAUUGAGGGGCUGGAGAAAGGGACGUUUGAGUAUGCCCUUACUUAACACAGGGACACACGCAUCAGUAGAUGUCCUGGCAAACAAGAAGUGUCCAUGGAAAUCCAUAUGCAUAUUCACACACACACACACACACACACACUUGCAAACAUGAACGCACACAAGCUCCGCACAACCAUUGCACGCUGAAACGCCAUUAAGACAUUACUGUGGCAUACCAAACUCCAACAGCAAAGCCACGUGUGUUGUUUAAUGUGUGUGAAUUGUUCAGUGUCCGUGUGCGACUACAUGUUUGUUGUAUGCGUGUGAGUGUGCGAGGUGGUCAUAUUGUCCGCCCUUCUGCCAGGGGGUGUGUAUUUCAAUUCAUCGAUUUACACAGAACUUGGCUGAAGCUCCCUUUAACCCAUACCUGCGAGAUGAAUGAAUGUCUGUAGAUAGAUAAUAAGAGAUGGAUGUUCAUGGAUGUUCAUGGAUGUUCAUGGAAGUGGGUGGGAGAUUAGGAUGCAAUGGAUCUUUUACGAUAUAGUUUAAAGACUCAGGGACAAGAUUCCUCAUGUGAACUUAGAAUGGAAGAGAGAGAGUGUUUGAAACUCUGCACAGCUAAAUUGUUCUGCACAGGAAUGUAUACGAGUGGAUACAGGGUAAUAUGUCUAACUAGUGCUUUGUAGACUAAUCAAAUCCAAUCUGUGGAUGAUCCAAAUGGAUGCUGCUGCUGCUGCUGUGUGUGCACUUCGGUCCCUUUCUGUGGUGUCUUGUUCUCUGAAGUCAUGCAAUGAAAGGCAACACGACAAACUGUGAUUUACAUUAUGGUGUUACUGUUUCUAAAUGAUGCAAAAUCAACUCUCAAGAGUUUGUACUGCUGCUUUUUUUUGAAUGAUGGUAUACUGUAUCCUGCCACAAUCACGUGUCAGAGUGAAAGGAACAAAAAACAACCCCAACUGUUUACUUUGAUACAUGUGGCAGUGUUGCUCUAUGACUUGUCAAGCAUUACUUCCAUUGUUUAGCUUUCAAGCGAAAUGAGGACGAAAAAAAAUUGGAAGGACUUCCUCAUUCUCAGCACUGCUAGUUUUCUGACGACAAGGAGAAACUCUCACUGCUCGCCUGCCUGCAUAGGAAAAGGUCACAUGGAAAACAGGUGUGGGAUGUGCGUCCCGCUGCACCUGAACAUCUUUUUCCUGUAGUUUCGGUCUCACCUCCAGUCUUUCUUCCAGACAGAGGAAGAGAGAACAGUCCUAAGCAGAGAUUCUGUAAUUCGGCCCACUGCUCAAAGUCUGGAGUGUUCCUUUGCUAAUUUCUAUGGUCUACGGUUUCUCCUUAGCGCUGUGACUCUGCCUUACUGUGACCUUCAAUGGGUUUAUGUGCCUUCAUCUAGAAAACAUUAGAGCACCUGUUUGUGCGUGCGUGCCCGCGUACGCCUGCGUGUGUGUGUGUGUGCUUGAGUGUCAUAUCAUGACGACAGGCCUGUCGCUUGCUCAGCUGGUGGUGGAGGUUUCUCAUUGAUUUUCGUUGGAUCCAAUGAUGUAAAAAUAAAUAGA